AUGUUUCUUGCGCUACAAUCCAAGCAAAACCAAGGAGAAAAAGAUGGUGAAAACAGUGAACUUUCGUUGGAACCAUUGCUUUCAUUUGAGGCCAACACAGAAAAUUCCAUAACCGAUGACAUUAUUUCUUCCUCUGCUUCUGAAACUACUGAAAAACAGCCUAAGUUCCAUAAUUUUAUACCUAUUCCAGUGAUCGAUCGACUCCAAUCCAGUUUGGUAAACAAGUUUGUCCCCAAAACCCAUCAUGACUCUGAGGAGGUUUCAACGGAAUUGAAGCUUGGUUUAUAUGACCCUUGGGUUAUGAAGAAGAAGAUUACGGCAAGUGAUAUUGACGGCAUUAAGGAUGGGGUAGCAGUUGCUGUUUGGGAUUUUGAUACCAAGACCGAACAUCAAUUGCGCUUCAAACAGUGGUCAAGUAAUGGGAGUUAUGUCUUCAAUGGAAUGUGGAAUCGAGAUUUUGUGAGUAGGAGGCAACUGAAAGUUGGUGAUGAGGUUGGACUUUUUUGGGAUCAAAGCAAUUCAAGAUUCAAUUUCAGCAUUCUCAACCGGGCUGCGAGCAAUUAA
This is a messenger RNA of Quercus lobata, 564 nucleotides long. RefSeq names its product B3 domain-containing protein At2g33720-like. The record is from RefSeq and is a predicted model, not a curated record. The transcript has 2 exons. Lineage: Eukaryota; Viridiplantae; Streptophyta; Magnoliopsida; Fagales; Fagaceae. Gene Ontology annotation, molecular function: DNA binding. Bases 1 to 564 code for a protein of 187 amino acids.